Molecule: messenger RNA, 768 nt
Organism: Scaptodrosophila lebanonensis
Lineage: Eukaryota; Metazoa; Arthropoda; Insecta; Diptera; Drosophilidae
Exons: 7
Coding region: 1-768 (255 amino acids)
Source: RefSeq, a predicted model, not a curated record
AUGAGCGGUAGUGAUAUGUACUUCUUAAUAAAGUGCGGAGAUUUUUAUGUGUUGCCCAGCAAAAAGAUUUCUAAUAGUACUGGGCAAAAGUGUCAAGCAAAAUUCGGCGGAUGCAAGUAUGAAGCCGAGACAAUUGAAUCCAAUGAUAAUGCUGGUUUAUUAAUAAAGAAAUGCAAAGAGCUUAAUGCAAAACUAGAUCAUGAUCUCCUUUCUGAAGAAGAAUCAGUUCGUAAGCCUGACAAUGACAAUACCAAUGAUAAUGAUGAGGAAUUCAUCCCGCCCGAACGCAAGCGCCGGAGCAAUGCUGACGAACAAAUACAUACUGAAUUUAUAAACGAAGACUUGAAUAUACUUACGCUUUCUGAUGACGAAAACUUCCAGCCCGCAAAUAAUGACAUAAAUGACAUAAAUGAUGAGGAGUAUUGCCCGCAAAAACCUCUCGAUGAUGAUCUCCUUUCUGAAGAAGAAAAUGUUUGUAAGCCUGACAAUCACAAUACCAAAAAUAAUGAUGAGGAAUUUAUUACGCCCAUACGCAAGCGCCGAAGCAGGUCGCCCACUGGUUUUAUAAAACGGGUACGUUGGACGAGAGAGGAGCGUUUUGAAAUGAUGAAAGCGUUCGGUAAUGCAAAAACCAUGAAGGAUCUGCCGUCCCUCAAACAGUGCAACAACGUAAUUAAAAACUCGACAUAUUUGAAAAAUCGUUCUGCGGCGCAGCUGAAGACAUGGUUAGAUAACCAGCGGAAAGCUGAGGCGAGAAAGCACAUGUAA